UGACAGCCAAUAUUGGUACAUUGAUGGAUUUAUAUGGCGUGGAGAAAGGCCUAGAGCAUUAUCGGAGUACACAAAACUUGACAUUUGAUCAGUAUAUGUAUUAUUUACAAAAAGAGGUAUUCUCUUCUGUAACUGAUGCUACCUCUAUACAUACAUUGAAAAGACUGGAGGAAGGUAUAGAUGAAAUCUGUUGGCUGGUCUGUAGAAAGAACUAUCUGGAAAGAUCCCAUCCAGUCUUUGAAAAUCACAGUGUUUACCAGUUGUUUAGAAUUUACUGUCUACUGGCUGAGACAGAUUCCAAUGCAACAGAUUCUUAUCUGGUAACAAUGCAUGGCGAUGAAGUGGCGCGAAUUGCUUCCCAUCUGGCAAUGUCCUUGGGUCUGCAGUGGGACGCUAUAGAUUUUUCUGCUCUAUCAGCAGCUAUCAAAAUGUUUAGAUUUCCCACAUUCCUAGCAGUUCUCGAAUCUAAGUACAGUGGUGGUAAUACCUUGGACACUGUGGCAUUAACAGAAGCUAUUGAUGAUCUCUACCAGAUUUAUGUGGAGAAUGUAGUGAAAAAGGGUUAUUUGAUGAAGAAAGGUUUUUUAUUGCCAACACUACGAUAUUUCUGGUUUGUACUGCGCCCUGGCGAAUUGACAUAUUAUAAAGAUCGACACCAAAAAGAACCGUCCGGAUUGAUAUUGUUGAACGCUAACUGUUGGGCUGACUCUCUGCCAAAUAAUGGGAAACUUGAUAGAAGAUUUGUUCUUAGUACACCCGAACACAGAUGUAUAGAGCUAGUGGCAGAGGACCAUAAAGGUAGGCUGCAAUGGCUUGCAGCAUUGCAAACGGCCAUUCAGCAUUCGGGCGAGAAGAUCGGCUAUCAGAGGAGUUUGGCCAAUCAAAGAAGAUCUUUGCGACAAGCUACUAAACAAGAAAAAGAAGAGACCAAGCUGGAACUUCAGCAUGAAAGGCAAGCUAGGAUUGCUGCUGAAAUACAAGCUCGGAAAUUAGAAGCUCUAUCGAAAGAGGAAGGUGCCAAAGUUCAACAACUGGAAGAUGUUAAACAGAAAUUAGAGCUGCUGCUACAAGAAGAAAAACAGGCUCUACGCGAUGAGGAAAUAGUACGAAAUUUGCAAGCAAGAGUAUUACGCGAAGAAUGGGAGAAAAGAGAGCAAUUGGAAAAGCUGCAGCAGGAGCAGCAAGAAUUGUUGGAGAUGGAGAAGAUGAAAAGACUAGAGUUUGAACGAAUGCAACAGAAAAACGAACAGCAGUUGCAUGAAGCCGAAUUGCGACUUCAGCAACUGGAAAUGGAAAGAGAGCAUCUGGAUACUGAAUUGCGUGUCGCACGUGAAAAAGUAAAACAUGCCGAAGAGGCUCAAUUUCUACUGGAAACGCAAAUCGUGACGCGUCCUCUAAAAGGAGGCGAAAAGAUCAAACGUACUCAAAGCUUCAUACCGACGACGAAAGAGCGACCACUGUCCAUGGAAAAUAUCGACACCAGAACUAUGGCAUUGCAAAAAAAUAUUUGAUACAUAUUUCGCCAUUGAGAGCUACAAAAAUCAAUGCAUUUAUUAACCAAGUUGCAUUUAAGUCUUCCACCAAAUAGAAUAAUACAAAGAGCUUAUAGAAACUAUUACUACACAACAUUUACUAUUGUAUAAUAUAGUUGCAGGGCAACUAUAGUAUAUUUUCAUGAAGAAUGUGAGCUUCGAUCAAGAUGCAAAUUUGAUAGUUUUUUAUUCUCAAUGCCUUGAUUUAUUUACAAUUUUAGUAAAAAAGUAUUUAAUAUUGCAUAUACAAAUAUUGUAUAUGUCCAUACUCUUGCAUAAAAUUAUUGUCUCAAAAAAAUAAUAUGACAUUUACAUUUUAUAAGUGUUUAUUAAAAAAGAUAAUAUUAAUAUCUUUUGAAGAUUGCAUAACAUAUUUUUGCUUAAUAUAUAAAAAUAUAUAUACAAAUAUAUUUUUUAUGUUUCAAGUUAUUACAGAGUAUAGAGCGAUAUAAUAUAUUUAAUAUAUAAAUUUUCAUAUCUAAUUUUAUUGAAACAGAAUUGCAAAGUCUUUAACACUACGUAUAUGUGUAUAUGUGAAAAUAUUUUUAUAAAAUUUUAUAAGUGACUAAAAUUUUUGAUUACAAAUUUUAUAUUAUAUUCCAGUGGAAAUGAGAGAGUUUGUUUUAAGUCAAAUAAAAUUUUUAUAAUGUAUUAUAAGCCACAUAAUAUAUUGUAUCAAUUAGAACUUGAUCAACACAUUAUUGAUCAAACAUGUGUUUAUCUAGUUGACCGUAACAGAGGUCUUAUUAUCGUUAUUCUUACGGAAAAUUUGUAUCUUGUUAAGAAUAAACUAUUUAAAUAUUA
Formica exsecta is the source of this 2336-nucleotide messenger RNA. Its product is annotated as differentially expressed in FDCP 6 homolog. Lineage: Eukaryota; Metazoa; Arthropoda; Insecta; Hymenoptera; Formicidae. The transcript has 8 exons. The record is from RefSeq and is a predicted model, not a curated record. Bases 24 to 1511 code for a protein of 495 amino acids. Gene Ontology annotation, cellular component: nucleus; cytoplasm.